Xyrauchen texanus (razorback sucker) is the source of this 1447-nucleotide messenger RNA. Its product is annotated as histone chaperone asf1b-A. The record is from RefSeq and is a predicted model, not a curated record. NCBI's taxonomy places the organism in Eukaryota, Metazoa, Chordata, Actinopteri, Cypriniformes, Catostomidae. Gene Ontology annotation, biological process: DNA replication-dependent chromatin assembly. Gene Ontology annotation, molecular function: histone binding. Gene Ontology annotation, cellular component: nucleus. The transcript is spliced from 4 exons. The coding region runs from base 321 to 914 and encodes 197 amino acids.
CUCUGGCGGGAGACAAACAUCGCAGGUGGUAUUGUCUGCGGUGUUUAAGACAGAGGCUCGGGGGAAAAAAUAGUUUUAUUUAACAUUUACAGAUUUCUCCAGAUAUUUAUUUGCCUUGGUUUUGCUUUUAAUUUGGGAGUUGAGACAACCUAGUAUACUGCUUUAAAAGGAUAGUCCUCUAAAUUGGAAUUUGACAAUAAAAUAGCUCGCACUAACUCGUGCUUUUUAAGCGUCCGUUAGUUGUUUUGAUCUCAGCGCUGUUUAUCUAUAUUCCGUGGUUUUAGGAAGCAAAUUUGUGACCAUUCACGUGUUAAAACAGUAUGGCAAAAGUACAAGUGCUAAAUGUAGCUGUCCUGGACAACCCAAGUCCAUUUAUCAACCCAUUUCAGUUCGAGAUAACGUUUGAAUGUAUGGAGGACCUUCCAGAGGAUCUCGAAUGGAAGAUUAUUUAUGUGGGCUCAGCAGAAAGUGAGGAAUAUGAUCAGACUCUUGACUCUGUCCUUGUUGGCCCAGUUCCUGCAGGGCGACACAUGUUUGUGUUUCAAGCAGAUGCUCCAAACUCCACCCUAAUACCUGAGAGUGAUGCCGUGGGCGUUACUGUUGCUUUAAUCACAUGUACAUACAGAGGACAGGAGUUCAUUCGCAUCGGCUACUAUGUUAACAAUGAGUACACAGACACUGAACUUCGUGAGAACCCGCCCCUUAAACCUGACUAUGGACAGCUACAGAGAAACAUCCUGGCUUCAAACCCACGUGUAACUCGAUUUCACAUCAACUGGGAGGGAUGUGCCGAGAAGAUGGAGGAUUCGGAGAAUGUAGACCCUGCACCGAAUGCCAUGCUGCCCCCAUCCUGCACCCCGAGCAAAGCACCUCCACUGGUACUGGUGCCAGACAACUCCAUGGACUGUUUGUAGUGAUGCAGGCUCCUGUGAAUAAUCCUCACAUAUGGACACUGUGGUGGAUAGGUGGAAUUUUUCAAACAUCAGUAAUUGGGGAGAAAAAAAAAAGGUACCUAAACCUAAUUUUGUCACAGGUAUCACACAUAUUUGAACACUCGGGUCUUCUCUCUGAUAUGCAAUAAAAUACUUUUUUUUUUUUUUUUUUUUAUAAACGUAAAUAGAGAGCUGGUGCGUUAUGAGUCUAAGACAUUAUAUAUGUUCUAGGAUGUGCUGCUGCUUAUGUGGUAUGUCUCAUGACACAUCAACCUUUUGAUCCAAAAUUCAUCCAGUUCUUAAAGCGAAGAGGUUGGAAGAUCAGAUAAGCUGUCAAAUGCAUAAUGCAAAACAAACUACACUUGGAUGCAGCUUCUAUGGCCAAAAUUGUUUGUUGGUGGGACUGUAUUAUAUUGUGUAUAUAUAUAUAUAUAUAUCUGUCUCUUUAUAUGCCAUUUAUUUUUUCAAGUUUUGGUACGUGAUUAAAUGGUCAUUGAAGUUGUACUAUGAUUUGU